UUUUCCGGUGGCGCCGGAAUCGUGGGGUCAGUCGGAGUUUUUCUUGCUUCGUUUCUUCCUCUCUCUCUCGCUGUGGCUCUGAUGAUAUCAAAUCCUUUGUUCCCAAAAUCCCUAAAUCUUCUCCAUUUCCCUUCAACUCUAAUCUCGAUUCUCGCUGUCUCUGCUGAGCAUUUCGAUUUCAGUCCCACCCAACAAGUGGAUAAGCAAAUCUCUGCUGGGUGGUUGUUGGGCGUCUUCUCCGAUCCGAUUUCGUCAGAAGUGCGAUUCGGCGCGAUUUAGGUCUUUCUUCGGGGCGUGAACUGAGUCGAUCGGUGUCCCCGCGAUAAUGGCGUCUUCGGGCGGAGUUCCGAUGGAAUUUUAUAAAGGGAUGUCAUCUGAUAACAUCAAGGGAUUGGUGUUGGCUCUGUCUUCGAGUUUCUUCAUCGGUGCCAGUUUCAUCGUCAAGAAGAAAGGCUUGAAGAAAGCUGCCACCUCUGGGAUUAGGGCAGGUGUUGGAGGGUACUCUUAUCUGUACGAGCCUCUUUGGUGGAUCGGCAUGAUCACGAUUUACUUGAUCUCUCUUCUUCCAGUGGUUGUCGGUGAAAUUGCCAAUUUUGCUGCUUAUGCAUUUGCACCUGCCAUACUCGUCACUCCUCUAGGCGCCCUCAGUAUCAUUAUCAGUGCUGCCUUAGCUCAUGUUAUACUACGGGAAAGACUACACAUCUUUGGAGUUCUUGGCUGUGCCUUGUGUGUUGUCGGCUCCACCACAAUUGUCCUGCAUGCCCCUCAAGAACGUGAGAUUGAUUCUGUCAUCGAAGUUUGGAAUCUUGCUACAGAACCUGCAUUUUUGUGCUAUGCAGCUCUGAUCAUAGCAGCUGCUAUAGUACUUGUUGUCCGAUUUGUGCCGCAAUACGGGCAGACGCAUGUCAUGGUCUAUAUUGGGAUUUGCUCGCUUGUGGGGUCGUUAUCGGUUAUGAGUGUAAAAGCGCUCGGAAUAGCCCUGAAGCUGACAUUUUCUGGCAUGAAUCAGUUAGUUUAUCCUCAAACAUGGAUAUUCACCUUGAUCGUGCUUACUUGCGUGAUAACUCAGAUGAACUACUUAAAUAAGGCGCUUGAUACAUUUAAUACGGCUGUGGUGUCUCCCAUAUACUACGUGAUGUUCACAUCAUUAACCAUUUUGGCAAGUGUCAUCAUGUUUAAGGACUGGGAUCGGCAAAAUGGUACUCAGAUCGUCACUGAAAUGUGUGGAUUUGUUACGAUACUUUCUGGCACUUUUCUUCUCCACAGGACUAAGGACAUGGCUGAAGGUUCAUCAGGAAUGUCGCCAUUGCGUCUAAGCAAGCAUACGGAUGAAGACGAGUUUGAAGCAGAGGGCAUUCCCCUCAGACGGCAAGACGUAGUGUGGUCACCUUAAGGGCUUUUUUCCCUGGUUUUUUGCAGUAAGUGUGAGCCAGAGACCUUGUAACCAUGGCCAUGGAGCCGGGUUUGUACAUGCGCAUAGCUCAAGCAGACGGAAGAAUUCACAAGGCCGUAUGAGAUCAUCAUUAGCAUGUCAAAGAAGCUUGAACUCUGGCACAGCGCCACUAUUACAAUGGUAUGUGUUCCAAAUGUGAAUGGGUUAUGCUUGGAAAUAUCUUGAAAGAACGUGUCUGGUUGGUCCAAAGACGUGCAAUUUUAUGCAUCAAUAGUGGUGUUCUUUUAUCUGUU
Tarenaya hassleriana is the source of this 1686-nucleotide messenger RNA. Its product is annotated as probable magnesium transporter NIPA4. Gene Ontology annotation, molecular function: magnesium ion transmembrane transporter activity. The transcript is spliced from 9 exons. Gene Ontology annotation, cellular component: membrane. The record is from RefSeq and is a predicted model, not a curated record. The coding region runs from base 326 to 1393 and encodes 355 amino acids. Lineage: Eukaryota; Viridiplantae; Streptophyta; Magnoliopsida; Brassicales; Cleomaceae. Gene Ontology annotation, biological process: magnesium ion transport.